AUGCCAUCCACACGAGCCCGUCAAACGACCUCCGUCUCGUUGAAUGCCCCAUCCCCCAGAUCGCCCCGGACUAGUGCCUCAUUCACGUCCGCGCCACCGACAUCUGCGGCCGGCGCGGCGCCCAUCGUCAUCACGGAUCUGGACGCGAACCGUCUCGCCAAGGCGCGCGAGCUGAUUCCGCGCGUGCGGACGCUGCAGGUAGAGCGCGGGGAGAGCGCGCAUGCGCUCGGGGGCCGGAUUGUGCGGGCGCUGGGGCAAGAGGCGAAGUUGGUGUCGGAGUGUACUGGAAUCGAGAGUAGUGUGCAUGCGGGGAUUUAUGCGACCCGGUUCGGCGGCAUGGUGCUCGUCAUCGGCUUUCAGUAUCGAUACCAUGAUAUCUACCCUAAGUCCAUGGCGCUCGUGGCUGCCGGGUUGGUCGAUCUGGAGUCGUCGGUCUCGCAUCAGUUUCGGCUGGGGGAGGAGAUUCGGGCGUUUGAGACGGCGAGUAAUCCUGGUUCUGGGGCGAUUUAG
Molecule: messenger RNA, 510 nt
Organism: Aspergillus homomorphus CBS 101889
Lineage: Eukaryota; Fungi; Ascomycota; Eurotiomycetes; Eurotiales; Aspergillaceae
Exons: 3
Coding region: 1-510 (169 amino acids)
Biological process (GO): D-sorbitol catabolic process
Molecular function (GO): L-iditol 2-dehydrogenase (NAD+) activity
Source: RefSeq, a predicted model, not a curated record